AUGAACACCAUGGUUUCUAAUACCAGCGUUCUUCAUCAAUCUUCUCACAGCCCUCUUAGUUUCUUGUCUUGCAUUUUUGCUCUUGGGAUUGUAGCUUUGUUGUUCCUACUAGGCCACACAAAAUUCACCACUAUCAGCCGUCUAUUUUGGAUCGGCAACUUAGCUCUCUGCACUGCAGGUUUAUUUCUCAUUGCCUUCAUGCAUCACAUUGUCGGAACCAUAUUUUCUUGGUUUCCAAACAGAAGCCAGAACGAUCACGAAAUUGGAGACGACCGAUCUCCCCAUCAUCAUGAUCAAGAUUCGUUGCAACAAGCACCUGCACAAGAUAUUGUAGCCCUGUUCCACAUGGUGUUGAUGGAAGUGCUAGAUAGGGUUUGGGAGGAUUUGGUGACGGAGGAAGGGCCAGAGCAACGUCCUCAGGCUGUGGCCCUCCAAGUUCAAGCCUUGGAGGCGCUCCCGCCGCCUUUGCAGUACUGCAAGGGAGGUCUUGACAUAACAUCGAGUUGCUGUGGGGAUCGGUGUACUAUUUGCUUGGAUGAUUUCAUGGAUGGCGAGUCUUGCCGUGUUUUCGCAUGCAACCACAUGUUUCAUUCAAAUUGCAUUGAUCCUUGGUUAAAGAACCACCUAACUUGCCCAAUUUGUCGAAACUCUGUUGUACAUGUCUGA
Molecule: messenger RNA, 666 nt
Organism: Prunus armeniaca (apricot)
Lineage: Eukaryota; Viridiplantae; Streptophyta; Magnoliopsida; Rosales; Rosaceae
Source: the annotation of a GenBank genome assembly